CAGUUGACUUAGUCGAGCAUACACAGAUCACGAGUCCACUCUGCUACUCGAAAUACUACUGUAGUUCCCAAAACUCCAAAUGAAAAUGCGAACAGCACACGUUACUGAAAUCGAAACCCUUGGCGCCACCACGUCAUACCCCCCACUCCUCGCCGGAGGCCCCACCGCCGGCGCCCGGGCCCUCCUGCCCUCCGCCUCCGUGCCGCCAUGGCGGGAGCAGCUCACCCUCCGGGGCGUCGCCGUCGCGGCGGCGCUGGGUUCGCUGCUCUGCGUGGUGAUCCACCGCCUCAACCUCACCGUCGGGGUCAUCCCGGUCCUCAACGUCGCCUCCGGCCUCCUCGCCUUCUUCCUCACCACCUCCUGGCGGGCCGCCGCCGGGAGGCUAGGGUUCGGCCGCGGGAGCCCGUUCACCAGGCAGGAGAACACCGUCAUCCAGACCUGCGCCAUCGCGUGCGGCGGCCUCGCGUUCAGCGGGUGCUCGGUAUCGUAUAUCUUCGCCAUGGACAGGAAGACGUAUGAGCUCGUCGGUCCUGACUAUCCGGGUAACCGAGUGGAAGACAUCAAAGAUCCCUCGCUUGGUUGGAUGAUCGGGUUCCUGUUUCUCAUUGGCCUCCUCGGGCCAUUUGCUAUUGUCAUGCUGCGAAAGGUAUUGGUGAUUGAUUACAAGCUUGCAUUUCCUGGUGGGACAGCUACAGCUCUGAUGAUUAAUAGCUUGCAUGGAGAAAAAGAAGCUGAUGUUACAGGAAAGAAAGUCCGUUGCCUUGUAAAGUACAUGAGCCUUAGUUUUGCCUGGAGCUUCUUUAAGUGGUUCUUUAGUGGUGUUGGUGACUCAUGUGGUUUUGACAAUUUCCCAACAUUUGGAGUUGCAGCUUUUAAGAACACGUUUUAUUUCAACUUUAAUCCCAGUUAUGUUGGGUAUGGUCUUAUUUCUCCUCAUAUUGUUAACUGCUCAGUUUUUCUUGGGUCAGUCAUAUCAUGGGGUUUUCUUUGGCCAUUUAUCACUAAGCAAGCUGGUGAUUGGUACCCAGAUAACCUUAGUAGCAGUGACUUCAGAGGCCUGUAUGGUUACAAGGUUUUUGUAGCCAUUUCCAUCAUACUUGGAGAUGGCCUGUACAACUUGGUAAAAAUCUUUGUCGUCAUUGCAAGAGGAAUCUGUAUUGGGCAAUUGAGAAAAGGUGAUCAGCCUGUUCAAGCUCUUCAAGAUAACAAGAACUCUAGACAAUUAGUGGAUGACGAGCUUCAAACUGAGAUGUUCUUCAAAGAUAAGAUACCAACAUGGUUUGCUGUUUCUGGUUACAUUGUACUUGCAGCAGUAUCCACCGCUACUGUGCCCACCAUAUUUCCCCAGCUGAAGUGGCAUCUUGUGCUUGUCUGCUACUUACUUGCUCCGGCCAUUGCCUUCUGCAACUCCUACGGGAUGGGUCUCACAAACUUGAACCUUGCACCCACCUAUGGCAAGAUUGCCCUCUUUAUAUUUGCCUCACUCGUCGGCAGCAGUGAUGGUGGUGUCAUUGCCGGCCUUGCAGCAUCUGGCAUAAUCAUGUCCAUUGCCUGCUCUGCGGCAGAUCUGAUGCAGGACUUCAAGUGCGGCUACCUCACCCUCUCUUCACCACGUUCAAUGUUCAUUUCCCAGCUAACAGGCGUCGUGCUCGGAUGCAUCAUUGCUCCGCUCACACUGUGGCUCUUCUGGGCGGCCUUCGAUAUCGGUAAUCCUGAUGGUGAGUACAAGGCUCCGUUUGCCAUCAUCUUCAGGGAGAUGGCCAUUCUUGGGGUCAAAGGUGUUGCCGCUCUGCCUCAGCACUGCCUUGUGAUCUGUUGCGCAUUCUUCUUGGCCGCGAUGGCCGUCAAUCUCCUGAGGGAUGUGAUACCCGCCAGCGCGUCGAGAUUUAUCCCCAUACCGAUGGCGAUGGCUGUGCCGUUCUACAUUGGUGCGUUCUUCGGUGUGGACAUGUUGAUUGGGACGGUAAUCUUGUUCGUGUGGCAGAAGUUGAACGGGAGGGAUGCUGAUGACUAUGCGGUGGCCGUGGCGUCCGGGCUGAUCUGUGGGGAUGGGAUAUGGAGCAUUCCGUCUGCUGUUUUGUCCAUCCUGAGAAUUGAUCCACCGCUCUGCAUGGCCUUCAGGCCGUCCUCUGCCUUUUCCAGGUGAGAAGAUGGAUCCAAGGCUCACUCUAUGACAUGGAUUUCUGCCACAGAGUGAUGAAUCUCUGUAAUUUCAUACGCACGUACAGAGUAGACGUGAUGUGGAUCAUUUUACUCCUGUACAAAGGAAAACGAACCACAGCACUUUGGAGCCAUAUUGCUCCUAACUAACUGUACCAAACAUCACAUCACUUUCUUCCA
Messenger RNA from Hordeum vulgare subsp. vulgare (domesticated barley), 2340 nucleotides. Its product is annotated as probable metal-nicotianamine transporter YSL5. Gene Ontology annotation, molecular function: oligopeptide transmembrane transporter activity. The transcript has 7 exons. The record is from RefSeq and is a predicted model, not a curated record. Bases 80 to 2146 code for a protein of 688 amino acids. Gene Ontology annotation, cellular component: vacuolar membrane. NCBI's taxonomy places the organism in Eukaryota, Viridiplantae, Streptophyta, Magnoliopsida, Poales, Poaceae.